AUGGCGUCGGCGCGGGGGAACACAACGACAAGGGGCCUGCUGAGCAUCCUCCUCCUCACAGCACCGGCUCUCGCAAAAUACCAAAACAACUUUGACCUCUAUCCAGCAGCCGCCCAACCAUGCCUCUACGCCUCCUCGGACGCAAGCAAAUGCGACGGCGACACAGUCGCAACGAUGAACAAAUGCCUUUGCAGCGACGACAAGGGGAAAUUCGUCACAAACGCAGCGACCUGUCUAGGAAAGGAAGCAAAAGAUACCCUGCGCACAGUCUACCAGUCCAUGAGCACCGCCUGCUCAGACUCCAAGACACCGAUAUCCAUGACCGAAGACCAAUUCCUCAAUCUCGGCGCGACGGGCGCCACAGCAUCGCUAUCAGUAACUUUAUCCACAUCAAAGACCGCUACGCCCACUACAAUGAUGACCACCACCACAGGCGGAGCGACCGUAACGUUAACAACCACACCAACGCCCACGACAUCGACCGCACCACAGGAAGAUAAGGGCCUAAGCACAACCGCCAAAAUCGGUGUCGGCGUCGGCGCCGGCGCAGGAGCCAUUGCCCUCGUCUGCCUCGCCGCCUUCAUCUGGCGCAUCAAGCGAAGCCGCGACGCCCACGACGAGUCCCACCGCCCGAUGCUCGGCGGCGGCAUCGGUGCCACGGGCCACAACAACCCACAACACGGGCCCUUUACCGAAUACAGCCCGCCCGCGAGCGUCGCCGGCGCCGGGGCGGGCUGGAGACCCGUCUCCGAGAUCACAGCUACGAGUCCUGAUGGACAAACGUGGGCGACGAAUUCUCCGCAGCCGCCGUAUGCGCAUCUUCAACCGCAGCAGGGGGCAAGCUUGGGUGUUUGGGGCCAUCACCCGCAAGCUGCGUAUGUUGCUCCACCGCAGGAACCUGCUCAGCAGGAGGGCGUUUUCGAGUUGGCUUCGAUACCUGUGACGUCGCAGCCUCCUUCGCAUGUGCCGCAACCGCCGCCUGGUGCUGUUGAGAUGCCGGCGACGGAGGUGCAGCCGCAGCCUGCGCGGUAUCAAUAUCCUUCACAGAGGCAGUAA
Molecule: messenger RNA, 1056 nt
Organism: Colletotrichum acutatum
Lineage: Eukaryota; Fungi; Ascomycota; Sordariomycetes; Glomerellales; Glomerellaceae
Exons: 2
Coding region: 1-1056 (351 amino acids)
Source: RefSeq, a predicted model, not a curated record